AUGUCUGGCCAGGUGGUCAAGCCGGCCCAGCGACCGUACUCGCGCAGGAAAUACCACACCAUGCCAGAGAUAAGCACCUGUUCAAAGUCUGUCCACUUCAGCGAUGAUACGAAUGAGACAAGACACUUCUUGCGAGGCGACACACCCAACGCCGCCGUGGUCGAUCCUUCAAGGAGAGAUACAUCUGAAGAUACGAGUCUUCGGAUGCUGCACUCUUUUGGCGCAAUAGAAACCUAUGAGCAGGAUGCCAAAGCCGUCCAGCUGGAGCAUCUGAUCCUGUCCCCAGACCAGCAAGCACUAAAUGGAACCUGUACUGUGCGUAAUCUCUGCUUCCACAAGCGCGUAGCGAUACGCUUCACAAUGGACGGCUGGACGACCGUAUCUGAAGUCGAGGCGGAAUACUACAACAGCGUCAAGAACCCGCUAUCCGAUCGAGGCGAUCGCUUCACUUUCGAUAUCAAGCUGCCACAUUACGCAAACACCGAGAGGAAGGUUCUGCUGCUCUGCAUCAAAUACAAUGCUGGUGGAGAGGAGUUCUGGGACAACAACGACAACAUCAACUACCGGGUUGAUCUGAAAGAGAGUACACAUCAGCCACCCCCACCCAUUAGACUAGACACUCUCGAGCCUGUUACUCAAUUAGUCAAAGCCACCCAACAUCGUCGGGGUUCGCUGUCUUUUGUAUUGGGCGAGCUCGUCGCGAAGAGCGCUUCGACAAGUGACCUCGACGCGGCAUGUAGAAACUCAGAGUCAUCGCCAGAGGCAAGGCUAUUUAGCAAUGGCAAAGUCCACACCCAGGCGCCGAUCACCGACUCAAUCAAGAACGCCUUGGUCGACGCGCCACGCGCUCCAUCCCUUCCAACGUCCCCAGAUGGCCCAGACUCUAUGCCGACCCAACGACCAACCUAUAUCGUAACCAAUCGCAAAACGAAUCCCGCGCGGCGCACUGUCUCAUCUCUUGCAUCCACCUCGUGUCCUGUCAAUAGACCAGCCAUGGGGCCGGAUCAGUAUCGUAGACUACUGCAGCAGUUCUGCUAUUUCGUCCCUGCACCCAAGACUCCACCGGGUGGUGCGACGGAGAUGAGGUAUCAGACUGCUGCUAGUGGUAGGGAGCGUUUGGCAGUGUGA
This is a messenger RNA of Recurvomyces mirabilis, 1128 nucleotides long. RefSeq lists its product as uncharacterized. NCBI's taxonomy places the organism in Eukaryota, Fungi, Ascomycota, Dothideomycetes, Mycosphaerellales, Teratosphaeriaceae. The transcript has 2 exons. Gene Ontology annotation, molecular function: protein phosphatase 1 binding; glycogen binding. Gene Ontology annotation, cellular component: protein phosphatase type 1 complex. Bases 1 to 1128 code for a protein of 375 amino acids. Gene Ontology annotation, biological process: regulation of glycogen biosynthetic process. The record is from RefSeq and is a predicted model, not a curated record.